Molecule: messenger RNA, 3975 nt
Organism: Scatophagus argus
Lineage: Eukaryota; Metazoa; Chordata; Actinopteri; Scatophagidae
Product: alpha-tectorin-like
Exons: 15
Coding region: 188-2587 (799 amino acids)
Source: RefSeq, a predicted model, not a curated record
CUCAAUGACUUGAAGUGACAUCAAGUAAAGAGCUGAUAAUCUGCCAAAUAAGGACAGAUGUUCCCGACUUCUCUCUGCGUCCAAGAGGAAGUGGUGACUGAUCAUGUGGUCUGAAAUGUCUUGACUGCUUGACAGAUGCACUUUCAUUCCUUCAUGAAGUCAGCCUUUGAAUGUGUGGCCUUCCCUGAUGUCCAACCAGCUGACACAAUCUGUUCUGAUGUCUCGUGUGUGUCCUUCAGGUGCUCAGCAGACAGUCACUGGUUCUGGAGAGGUGGACAUCAGCACAUAUCCCAUUACAUUUUAUGGAGUGACGUACACACGACUUUAUGUGAACUUCAUGGCUGACAAGUUUACAGUGUGUUUCACCGGCUUUUAUGACCCUCAAGUCAAACAGGACUGUAUUGUGUUGCCUCCACCCUCGAAAAGCAGUGCUGAAGUCAGUUCUUAUGGACCAAGUGAUCGACUUAAUAAUUAUCAUCGUAGAAUGGUACCAACUAUUAAGAACAAUCAUCAAGGCCAGACUGAAUUUCACAACUUUAAAGACUCAUACGCUAUGCUGAUUCUAGUUAACUUUGGGACACAAGCAACUCUGUAUUACUAUGAGAGUGGCACACCUAAUCCAUUUGUGAUUACGACUCUGGUCAAUGGUGAGACAUUCGACACAUUCAACGUCAAAGGUUCUAGUUCUUCUUUGGAGGAUGCGUUCGACAUCAGUGGAUGCAGACAGUCAGGUGUUGUAUAUAGAGCAGGUGAAGCUGUGAGCAUUGACCCAGAAACCUGCUCCUACUGCGAUGAGACUGUAGCCAUCCAAACUGCUGCCUGUGGCCCCCUGGAGCGUUGUCAACAAAACGGAAUGUGUGCUCUGGUCACCGUCUGCACCGUGACGGGCCCUACUGUCAUUGACGUUCACGAACAGCUCAACUCUGUCCAGGAUCGGUGCACGUACACUCUGAUGACGGAUUCCUCAGUGCCAGACUUACACAUCAUGGCAAACUUCCGUGAACACCGUCGUAAAGAUGUGAGCUUUGUGGACAGUGUGACACUGCUGAAAGGACAGACUCAAAUUGACCUGAAACAAGGUGGGAGAGCUCUGGUGAACACCACAACACUGACCCUCAGCAGCUCAGCUCAGACGGUUGAAGGUGUGGAGCUCUCUAAGGACCAAACUACAGUCACCGCCAAAGUGACAGCCUCGAGCUUCACCAUUUCUGUCUUCUUUGAUGACCACACAGCACAUAUCACCUUCACUGGAUCCGAUGAACAAAUUGCAUCUCUGCAGGGUUUGUGUGCCAACUCCAGUUCUUUAAGUGAAGUGAAGCUCCCAGAGUUCAGCACCAACGGCUGUGAUGUGGAGCACAACGACACUGUGGACAGCACCAUCGACUGUGAAGACAUGACUGAACGCUGUGGUCUCCUGAAUGAGACGAUCUUCAGUUCCUGUCACAGCCACACCGACCCAACGCCCUACAUAACCGCCUGCGCCGACACUUUGUGCAGUUAUCCUGACGUGGACGGUCUCUACUGUCAGUUCAUGGAGGCCUACGCCAGAGCCUGCAGCCUGCGGAGCAACGACACACUGGACUGGAGGACAGAAAUCGGCUGCUCCUCCCCUCAGGUCUUCUGUCAGGACAGGAUCUGCAGUGACCACGAGUUCUGUGCUCAGACAGUCAGUGGUGAACCCGCCUGCUUCUGUCGGGCCAUUUUUGCCUCCCCGUACAGAUCGACAGACUCUUAUGGUGACCCGACAGUCUGCGACCACAACUCUGCUUCAGCUACCCUGGUUGGGUGUCUUCUGGAGGAAAAAGGCUUUGACUACACAGCAUUACAUCUCAAUGAUGAGACCUGCAGGGGUGAGAUGGAUGAGCUGACCCACAUGGUGACCUUCAGCUUUGACAGCAGCAACACCUGUGGGGCCGUGGUCACGACCAAUAACAGCCAACUGAUCUACAAGAACACCAUCGUAGUGCAGAACAGCUCCUCUGUCAUCACUCGCAACGACCAAGUUUACAUCGACUUCUCCUGCAUCUAUACUCAACCAGACAUCAAGACUAUGUCCUUCAGAAUCAGAGACAGCUCUGUAGUCCAACACAUCACAUCUGGAUCUUGGAAUUACAAUCUGACCAUGAAGGCCUACACCAAUGCUGGCCUCACACAAGCUGUGGUGUCGGGGACUGAAGUCCGAUUGAACCAGAAGAUCUGGGUGGAGCUGGAUACUGAGGGGCUGGAGGGCAGCUUUGUUUCCGUGGUGAUGGACUCCUGUUGGGCAACUGAUCAGGAAUCACCCAGUGCGAGUCCGAGAUACGACCUGAUCAUAGAUGGCUGUGCGAACCCUGCUGACCAGACGGUGGAGGUGGAGGGAAGCGGAAUGGGAACAUCCACCUCCUUCUCCUUCCACAUGUUCCAGUUCACUGGGAGCUCGGGUGAGGUGUACCUGCACUGCCAAGUCCACCUGUGUGCCCACGACGAAGAGACCUGUACCCCGGUGGGCCUCCCAAACACACCACACACUCAUGAACCAGCUGCUCGUCACUGGAGGACAGUUAGAACAGGACGUCUGCUGGCCUACUGGUUCACACACAUACAAUAAUCUGUGGUCACAGCGUCCCCGAGUUCCUGCUGAGGCUUUGUUUCCUGUCUCCUCUGUUGUCCACUUCAAAAUAAAUGUUGAAAUGUCCCAAACAAUCUGCAUAACAAGCAGUUAGAACAACAGUUGGACCGUUCUUCCAGUUUUGACCUCUUUGAUAUCAACUGCAUCACAUUUUAACACUCUGUGCAGCUGGAACCACAAUUACUUCAUCCAGAAACAUUUGCUGACGUAAAACAAACCUCCAGGUGGCGCUGCAGCAACAUGAUAAACUCAGUGCAGAACUUCUCUGUGUAGUAGUCCUCUGUCCUCUGAAAAGCGGAAUACUACACAUUACUCUGCUCUGUGUUACAAUAUUAAACAUAACCAUGAUCAAACUGAGGGACUCACACAACAGGUGAAAUGUUCAGCCCAGAAAGAAUGGAUCUGAGAUGGUCUUCUGAAGUCUGGACUCUGUCUCUCUGUAACUUACAGGUCUGUAAUGCGCAUGAUCGGAGACGCAGAUCUGCAAGGUUGGAAUAUGCAGAUGAAGCAUCAGCCUUCAUCACGAUGGCCUGGAUUCAUUAGGUAAGACACAACUCUGCUGCUGACUGGUGGCAUCUCUACAGGAAUGUGAGUGAUAUUUGAUGACCUGAAGGUAAAAGGUGAGUCUGACAGGGAGGACAGGAGGGUUUUUCUGCUCAGCUUUCAGACUCAGCACAAAGAACAGAAUGAAGAGAAUUCAAGAGUCAAAACAUGGUGGUCUCAGUCAGGAAUUGGAGAAAACACAUCAAUCACAGUUUGGUCUGGUCGUCUUCUCAGGUUGUUAACACGCCGACUCGGACCGACUGACAGGCUGUGGACGUUCACAAGGAUUCCUGCCUUUGAUUGGUCCUGAUCCAGAGCCUUGAUGUGGGAAUCCUUUGGUUUUAGAAAGACAUCUUCUGAAGGGACACCUCAGCUCUCACUGCAGAUUUUCUGCCACUAGAGAAUAUAACUUGACCUUUUUUCCCUACAGUAUGAAACACACAAAACAUCAUAAAAAGUGAUAAGGUGAAGGGACGUGUGUGUAGGGUUAACUAGAGUAUAUGUGCUCUCAUACUAAUGAAAAUAAUCAGAUGUGAUUCGGGGUUACUAAUGAUUAAUGGUGAUUAAGUGUGGCCUCCAUGUUGAAGUCAGUCAGAGGAAUAAGAUGAGUGUUUGGAGCAGUUCACUGAGCUCUGGAGGACAGGCUCCAUGUGGAAGACACUUGUUAGAAAAGAGGCAGCCAAAAAUACAUCAAAUAAAUAAAAUGCUUUGAAUUGCAUGUAAGUUGAUCCAUAAACUUUCCUGUGUGAUACUGUGAUUUGCUGUUUUUAUCUUUAUCAUCUUAUUUGUGGGAAAAUAAAAACUAUAAGUUUCAUUGGUUCGUU